Molecule: messenger RNA, 1672 nt
Organism: Sycon ciliatum
Lineage: Eukaryota; Metazoa; Porifera; Calcarea; Leucosolenida; Sycettidae
Product: pleiotropic regulator 1-like
Exons: 12
Coding region: 90-1427 (445 amino acids)
Biological process (GO): mRNA splicing, via spliceosome
Cellular component (GO): catalytic step 2 spliceosome; precatalytic spliceosome; Prp19 complex
Molecular function (GO): protein binding
Source: RefSeq, a predicted model, not a curated record
UCUGUUGAAGAAACAAACAAACAAAAAAUGCAAGUGAAAGUGUAGAGAGAUGGAAUUUUGUUGGUUUUGAUUCACUGAGACCGACAAGGAUGGAUGUUGCGAAGCACUCUGUGCACACUCUUGUUUUCCGCUCAUUGAAGCGGUCCCAUGAUAUGUUCUUAGGUGACGAGGGAACACUGCCGCCUGAGGAUGCUGAAGCGAAGAAAAUGCGACAAGGCAUCAAACUUUCAAGCGAAUACUGGUCUGUAAAGGACCUUGCUCGCCCGAAGGAGGCUGUUCAGGCGGUAGGAUCGACAACCGCCUCCAAAAGCAAAGUGGUUGAUGAGCGUGCUGAUCCGUCCCAGGCUGUCUUAGAGUACAAGCCAGGAGGUGCUGUGGCUCUCAAGCCAGGAUCCAACGCCAAGGGUGCACUUGUGCCACGCAAGGCUCCUGAGGUGCCCAAGCCCAAGUGGCAUCCACCAUGGAAGUUGAUGAGAGUUAUUAGUGGUCAUCUUGGCUGGGUGCGGUGUAUUGCGAUUGAUCCCAGUAAUGAAUGGUUUGCCACUGGCUCCGUCGAUCGUCUUAUCAAGAUCUGGGAACUUGGUAGCGGUAAGUUGAAGCUUUCACUCACGGGCCACAUCAGUGCUAUUCGAGGCAUUGCCAUCAGCGAUCGACACCCUUACCUCUUCUCCUGUGGUGAGGACAAAACCGUCAAGUGUUGGGAUCUGGAACAGAACAAGGUUAUUCGUCAUUACCAUGGUCAUCUCAGUGCUGUGUAUGGCGUUACCCUUCACCCUUCCCUCGAUGUCGUUGUCACCUGUGGCCGCGAUUCCACAGCUCGGGUUUGGGACAUGCGUACCAAAGCAUGUAUCCAUACACUAGCUGGUCACACCGAUACUGUAUCUUCAGUUGCAUGCCGAGCCAUGGAUCCACAGGUGGUAACAGCCAGUCAUGACAGCACAGUCAGACUUUGGGAUUUAGCUGCUGGACGUACCCUAACACAUCUUACCAACCAUAAGAAGAGUGUGCGUGCCCUUGCGCUUAAUCCAACCGAGAAUUCAUUUGUCACCUCGUCUCCUGAUAACAUCAAGCAGUGGAAGUUCCCGAGUGGUAACUUCCUACAGAACUUGAGUGGCCAUCAUGCUAUUGUCAACGCAUUGGCUGUCAAUGCAGAUGGUGUCAUGGUGUCUGGAGCUGACAAUGGCACUAUGCACUUCUGGGACUACCGCACCGGUCACAACUUCCAGCGGAUGCAGGCUGUAGCGCAGCCUGGCUCCUUGGACAGUGAAGCUGGUAUAUAUGCCUGUACAUUUGAUCGCAGUGGCUCCCGCCUUUUGACUUGCGAAGCUGACAAGACCAUCAAAGUUUACAAGGAAGACGAGACAGCUACGGAAGAAUCCCAUCCUGUCAAUUGGAGACCGGACAUAUUGAAACGGAAGCGGUUCUAGGUGGCGAGCAUAAAUAAUGCUGCUGCUGCCCAUUUCGGUGUGACUCCUCCUGUUGUAAUUUUGUAUUCUUCCAGCAGUUUGUUAUUGUGUUCAUAGCUGUAUAUGCCUCUUCCCCUCCCCGCCUAGCCAAUGUACGAUUUUUUUCUUUCAUUUUAGUCUGUAUUGUAGAUUUGAUUUUAUUCAACAUGUGUCAUUAAUUUUGUCCUGAGUUUACAACUUUAGCAUGCCAUGUAUGGCUGUCAGUA